ACCAUCUUCGCCGCCUGUGGCGCUCGUCGGUUUCCUCGCUCGCGGCCCUUCGCCAGCCGCCCCGCCUGGGCCCUGCGGCCGCCCUCGGCCUCGUCGUCCCGUCGGCUGCCGCGGCCGUGGCCGGAGGUGUAGCGCCGCGGCCGUGGCGGCGGCUCCAGAGACCCCGUCCGGCUCCCUUCCCUCCUGCGUGACCGUCGCCGAGGUCUCGGGGAGGAACCGGGCGGGCUGGGUCGGCGGCAGGUGGGGCUGCUCCGCCCCUCCCCCCGAACAGAAAUUUCUGUUCUGAGAGAUGUGUUGCCAUGCCUCGCUUGUGUCUAACCAUCCAGAGUUAAAACUGGGAAAGAAAACACAUUAUGGCAAUUCUUCAUUCAUCAUGUUCCAUUACCAGUGGUGGCUGAGCUGAAGUUUCCUGAGUCCUAGGGAGAGUAUGUAUAAAAGGAAUGGCCUCAUGGCCAACGUGACAGUGACCUCCGCCACUCCAGAGGGCAGUAGCAGUUCUGACUCGCUGGAAGGACGGAGUUCAGAUUAUGCCCAUAAAAGUUAUGAUGCAGUUGUGUUUGAUGUGUUGAAAGUAACACCGGAGGAGUUUGCAAGUCAGAUUACACUAAUGGAUACACCAGUGUUUAAAGCUAUACAACCAGAGGAAUUAGCAAGUUGUGGAUGGAAUAAGAAAGAGAAACACAUCCUUGCCCCUAAUAUUGUUGCCUUUACAAGGAGAUUUAAUCAGGUCAGUUUCUGGGUGGUACGAGAAAUUUUAACAGCACAGACUUUAAAAAUAAGAGCAGAAAUAUUGAGCCAUUUUGUGAAAAUUGCAAAGAAACUUCUAGAACUGAACAAUCUUCAUUCCCUCAUGUCUGUGGUGUCGGCCCUGCAAAGUGCACCUAUUUUCAGGCUGACAAAAACCUGGGCACUUCUGAAUCGCAAAGACAAGACCACCUUUGAGAAGCUGGACUUCUUAAUGUCUAAGGAAGAUAAUUAUAAGAGGGUGCGGGAAUACAUCAGAUGCUUAAAGAUGGUCCCCUGUAUUCCUUAUUUAGGGAUUUAUUUGUUGGAUUUAAUCUACAUCGAUUCAGCAUAUCCUGCUUCAGGCAGCAUCAUGGAGAACGAACAAAGAUCCAAUCAAAUGAACAAUAUCCUCCGAAUAAUUGCUGAUUUGCAAGUCUCCUGUAGCUAUGAUCACCUUAUAACACUACCCCAUGUGCAAAAAUACUUAAAAUCUGUCCGGUACAUUGAAGAGCUUCAAAAAUUUGUAGAAGACGACAACUACAAAUUGUCCUUACGAAUUGAACCAGGAAACAGCUCUCCACGAUUGGUAUCUUCAAAGGAAGAUCUUGCAGGUCCGUCAGAGGUGUCAGCAGCUGUGAGGUUCAGCAGGAGACCAACCUGUCCUGAUGCCUCGGUGGCAGCCAGCCUGCCAACUCCUCCUGUACCACGACACAGGAAGAGUCACAGCCUGGGAAACAAUAUGAUGUGUCAGUUAAGUGUAGUUGAAAGUAAAAGUGCAACGUUCCCAACAGAGAAGCCACGCCACCUGCUGGAUGACAGUGUGCUAGAAUCCCGCAGUCCUGUCAGAAACCACACAUUAAGUUCUGUUUUCACCAAUGGUAUUUCUAUAGGAAGCAGCGAAAGCUCCGAAUUUAGUGAGGAGCCUUCUUCGGGGCUUGAGAGGGGUCGGUUGUAUGCCACGCUGGGGCCCAACUGGCGGGUACCAAUUCGGAAUUCUCCCAGAAGUCGAAGCUGUGUCUACAGUCCAACGGGGGCUUGUAGCUGCACAUCAGGGAAUUCCAUGGGAGUUGUUACCAUGGAAGGGCCUUUAAGAAGGAAGACGUUACUAAAGGAAGGCAGGAAACCAACGCUUUCCUCGUGGACUAGAUAUUGGGUGGCCCUUUCUGGAUCGACUCUGAUCUACUUUGGAGCAAAGUCCUUAAGAGGCACUGAAAGAAAACAUUAUAAAUCUACUCCAGGAAAAAGGGUUUCCGUCGUUGGGUGGAUGGUAGCACUGCCUGAUGAUCCUGAACAUCCCGAUAUUUUUCAGCUAAAUAAUCCUGAUAAAGGCAAUGUUUACAAAUUUCAGACUGGUUCAAGGUUUCAUGCAAUACUGUGGCACAAGCAUUUGGACGAUGCAUGCAAAAGCAACAGGCCUCAGGUACCUGCGAACCUUAUGUCAUUCGAGUAACGUGCUUUGAUGUGCGGUGCGACUUCAAGUGCCAAUCUGCAGGAUAAGGAAGUAUUCUCACUGGAGAACUGAGGGAGAAGACUCCAGAGUGAGCCAGCUGUCCGUAACAGCAUCUUCAGCACUUUUUUUAAAAAAAAAAAUGUAACUUGAAAGUAAUUAUGACCGAGCUUUGAAAAGCAGAAAGUGAAUGUUGUCCUUGGGACAGGAUCUACCCCAAUGCACUGAUGAGACAAAUGAUUUAGACGGAUCCAAGAGCCAUCCUGCCCCCGACGCAGGAUCCCUUGAGUCCUUGAGUUUAGCUUCGUGGUCACAGACUACCGUGGAUUUCUGUUCUGCCACAAACUGUGCAUCACAUCUUCUUCUGCAGAUCCUUGUGUUUUUUUUUUAACCUGCUCUUUUUAUUGUUGAGCUGCUUUAUGUGACUGAAGAACAUUUAGCCCAUGUUGGGUUUUCGAUUAUUUCUAAUGCACAAAACGAUUGACAGUGUUAACAUGCUGCGAAGUGUCAAUUAGACUAGGACAUUGUGGAACAACGUUUUUUCUAACCUUAAGUGCACUGAGUUGCUUGACAAUGUGGCUGCCUCAGAUUUUGUAUCAAACCUAGGGACAAAACUGAUGUUCAUCCCUGAGCUAUUUGGGAAAUGUGUAUUUUGGCACAAGAUAAACCUUCUGUUAAUUUAGUGUUUCUUUCUUGAAAUUGGUUUUGCUGCUUUGUUUUAACGGACAGGAAGUGCCCAGUCAUGUGAAAAGUGUGUUGCUGCUGACACCCACUUUGUAUUUACGGCUCUUUCUGGGCUCCUUCACCCCAAAAUAAACGUUUGCCUUAAAUUAUUUGAGUUCUUCUCCGUUGAACUAUGGGUGCUAUUUGUCUAAAACGUCUGGCAGUGCAAAAAGUCACCUGCACCCACAGAGCUGUGUUCGGAUAUUCCCUGUUGCAGGACAUCUGCUGGUCAGCGUAGAUAAACUGGAAAAAAAAGUAUUUUUGCCUCUUUGGAGGGGCUCUUGCCAUCCCGGGGCUGCCCUUUUGAUAUUUCGCAGCCUCCUGUAUUCUGACAACAUUUUAGUGUUUUGACAUCCCUCACUGAGGAAAAUGUAGCUGGACUGAGCUCCACAUUUCCUCAGUUCUGAGUUAUCUAAUCUGAACAGAAUCCCUUCAACACGCCCUCAGGACCCCCCUCCCCCCCCCCGCUUGCCUGCAAGAGUAAGGCUACAUUGCACAGCAUUCAGUCUGUGGGGAAAGCGAGCGGCCAUUUUGGAUGAACGGAGCCCCACUUUUGAAGAAAUGCCCUGACAAGGGAGGUUAUCUACUGAUCUGGUUAAGUCUUGAUAAUUUGUGAACCUUUUUUAAAGUUUUUUUUCUCUUUAAUGUUAAGUAUAUCAUUGAUUGUAACCUGUUUUUCGUUGUCACGUCGUAUGUUUUGUGUCACAGUCCUGAGAAUGAAAACCCAAUAUGAAACCAGCUCAUGAAUCUUGUCAUCUCCCCACAAUGGGAACCAGGCAGCUUCUGAUGCAGAUAUUCCUUCAACAUCCUUUUGAAUUGGUCUGGUUGACUGGGUGCCGCGCGCUUGGCUGCUCUUGUCAACCCAAAAGCUAACUCGAUAAUGCGUGAAGCCGUAGCUACGGAGUUUCUGUAUGUCUAAGAACAAACUCCCACAGUGGCGCAUGAACAGUGGGGUUUUGUUUUGGUCAUCACCAUGGCCAUUUUCUGAACAAGCGUUAGGAUAUGUUGGCUCUCUUGCACAGGGAGGUGCCGGCAGUCUACACAUUUCAGAUGUUCUCCAGGAUGAAACGUUUACCUGGAUUUGCGUCUAAAGUGAAAAUGUAAGAAUGUGAUUUUGCAAGGUCUGUGUGUGUAUGUGCUGAUGAUACUCCAUUCUUCAGAACACAGAAAAGAAACGUCUUGCAGCGACACGGUUGUAAUGUAAGGUCUUGCCUCCAGACCCACAGCGGAUGUAAACAAUUCAGCGUGAUCCUUUUUUUUAAUCUGGAAAGGACCCCCUUUCUAGCAGCAUCCCCUGUUUCGAAUUCUCAAGUCACAAAUGAAAGUGAGACCCCCGUUACAGCUUUAAAGAGAACGCGGGGGCCCAUUUUACACUCGCGUUAAAUUAACGCGAUCCUCUUUGUUCUCGGCAUGUCCCUGAGCUGUAGCCUCUACGCACUUAGUUUUAAGGAUGCCAAAAAAAUAAUACAAGGAGUGGCCAAAUUGAAUCUGAGAAAUUAUAAAACUGAAGAGGUUAAAACAAGAACUGGGCCUCCUUCUGCUGCCAAAAUGCUAAAAGCUACACAAGGGGAAACAGGACAUGCAUAAUUAAUUCCCAUCACAUCAAUCGAACAAAAUAAUGGUGGAGUUCAGGUUGCCAUUCUGUGGAAGAAAAAGAAUCCGUACAGUAAGUUCGACCUCACUUAUCUUCGAGGUCAAAAUAAACAUUGGCUACAGUACUGGUUUUUAGUUCUUCCCCUCCCCCCCCCCCCCAAGUAGAUUUCAACUAAAUAAAUUCACAUUUCAGUUAUUCUCCAGGUUGUUCUCCAUUUCAGUUGUUCUCCAGGAUAUACUGGAGAGCUACUGACCCGGUAAGCAAUAGUCCAGGGACUCAUAGGCUGAUUCCACAUGGGCCAAAAACAGCAGUGCGAAAACGGUGUGAAAAUGGUGUAAAAGGGUUUAAACUGGUGUUAAAGGGUUUAUGCUGUUUUCACACCGCUGUUUUUGGCCCAUGCGGAAUCAGCCAUAGUUAAGGUCACAAUAGUUGUGUUUAAAUCUUGCCGCAAAUGCCCUGUGCUUACUCUCACCUUUCCAAGUUAGGGAAAGCUGCACAUCAGAGUAAUGGCGGCAGCCCAGGGCUGUUUGAUCAUUUCUUCCAAUACCAGGGCAGCGGCAGAUGCAGCUGUCAACUGUGUUGUAGCAAUGGGGGAAGAUGAAGGAUGCAAUCUGAGCCUAGGAAGAAAGUCCCCUUGAACUCAGCGGGACUUCUGGUUAAGGAUUUUUGUAUCUUAACUGUCAGAGCAAGAGCUCCAAGAAGAACAAAUCACUAGCUCGCUUUUGGUUUUAUUUUGGCAUUUCAUGGAGGAGCAAGUAUUUCGGCCUUUGAAAAAAACACAAUCUCAUCUGAUAAAAGAGAGAAAAGUCUCCCCAAUCCGCACCAGCCUCCAUCAUUACGCAUAGGUCUCCUCAGCCGCAAAGAAUUUAGACCCAACACCAGCAGGAGCCUUGAUCUGACGUGACCCGAAUGGAAAGGACACUUGUGACGGUGGCACCCGUGAGCCGAAGUCUCUCCUUAUGUAAUGAAUGAAACUUGCAUGUAUCUGUAGAGGGAAGAAAAUAACUUGGGAUGUAGCUACUUGAAAGCCCCUCUGCAAAAUUUGUACUUGGAAUGUUUUGUUUGCUUUUAAAGAAAAGAACUGGUGAUACAAACGGCUGGCUUUGAUUUUGAUUUGAUGUACAACUAGUCUUGCAUCUGGACAUGAACUUGGAAAACUGUGUACUCAUGACUUGUGUGAUAAAGGAGUAACUUGGUGCAGUAUUCAGCAGUACAGGCAGCUUUUGCUGCACAGUGUUUUAAGAAGAUGAAAUAAAUGGGUAUUGUUGUUAGCCUAAUCCACAUUUAAAUGGUUCUGUUCCUAUAAAAGCAUGAACUCUGCUUA
Sphaerodactylus townsendi is the source of this 5814-nucleotide messenger RNA. It is a transcript of the gene RALGPS1, whose product is annotated as Ral GEF with PH domain and SH3 binding motif 1. Lineage: Eukaryota; Metazoa; Chordata; Lepidosauria; Squamata; Sphaerodactylidae. Bases 428 to 2176 code for a protein of 582 amino acids. Gene Ontology annotation, cellular component: plasma membrane. Gene Ontology annotation, biological process: Ras protein signal transduction; positive regulation of GTPase activity. Gene Ontology annotation, molecular function: guanyl-nucleotide exchange factor activity. The transcript is spliced from 21 exons. The record is from RefSeq and is a predicted model, not a curated record.